AUGGCCGUCGUUGGAAUUGAUUUUGGAACUCUACAUUCAAAGAUCGGUGUCGCAAGGCAUCGCGGAAUCGAUAUUAUCACCAAUGAGGUGUCCAAUCGCGCAACACCAUCUCUAGUCGCAUUCGGACCCAAGCAGCGCGCCAUCGGUGAGGCCGCAAAGACCCAGGAGACAUCCAACUUCAAAAACACCAUCGGAUCCCUGAAACGCCUGAUUGGCAGGGCUCUCUCUGACCCCCAGGUGCAGGAUGUCGAGAAAAAGUUCAUCAAUGCGAAGUUGGUGGAUAUCAACGGAACCGUCGGUGCUGAGGUCACAUAUCGUUUCGAAAAGGUUCAAUACACCAUUACCCAGCUCGUGGCGAUGUACUUGGGCAAACUGCGCGAUAUCGCCGCAGCUGAGCUCAAGACAGUAGUUUCCGACAUCGUCAUCUCCGUUCCGGGAUGGUACACCGAUGUGCAGAGACGAGCUAUCAUCGACGCCGCUGCCAUUGCCAACCUCAACGUUCUCCGUCUCAUCAACGAUACCACCGCAACUGCACUUGGAUACGGAAUCACAAAAUCUGACCUCCCAGAGCCCGAGAACCCCCGCCAUGUCGUUUUUGUCGAUGUGGGCCACGCCGAUUUCUCCGUCGCCGUCGUCGCCUUCUCCAAGGGCCAGCUCACCGUCAAGAGCACCGCUUAUGAGCGCAAUCUUGGCGGACGCGACAUUGACUACGCCCUCAUGCAGCACUUUGCCAAAGAAUUCAAGACCAAGUACAAGAUCGACGUCCUGAGCAACCCCAAAGCUACCUUCCGCCUCGCCGCCGGAUGCGAGAAGAUCAAAAAAGUGCUUUCCGCUAACACCGAUGCACCCCUCAACGUCGAAUCUAUCAUGAACGAUGUUGAUGCCUCCUCCAAGCUCACCCGUGAUGAACUCGAGACUCUCAUCGCCGACGUGCUCGACCGCAUUCCCGGCCCUCUCCAGCGCGCAAUUACUGACUCCGGCCUCACUGUCGAUCAGAUUGACAGCAUCGAGCUCAUCGGAGGCACCACCCGUGUCCCCUCCGUGCGCCAGCGCAUCCAGGACGCUUUCCCCGGCAAAUCGCUCUCGACUACGCUGAACCAGGACGAGGCCAUUGCGCGCGGCGCUACCUUUGCCUGCGCGAUGCUCUCGCCUGUCUUUCGCGUGCGCGACUUCCAUGUCAACGACAUCAACCACUACCCAAUCAAGACUCAGUGGACUGCGUCGCCCACCGACCCCGAUGACGACACCGAGCUGCUCGUCUUCCCCCAGGGCAACUCCAUCCCAUCGACCAAGGUGCUGUCGUUCUACCGCAAGGAGCCUUUCACCAUCGAGUCUGUGUAUGCGGAUCCUGCUCUCCUUCCCGGUGGCAUCAACCCAUGGAUCGCCAACUUCACUGCCAAGGAGGUCCCCGUGGCGCCCAACGGCGAUGCGACGUGCGUCAAGCUCAAGACGCGCCUGAACUUGCACGGAAUUAUGUCGUUUGAGGCGGCGUAUGUUGAGGAGGUCGAAGAGCGUGAAGAGGCCGCCCCCGCCCCUGCGCCUAUGGACGUCGACGGAGGAGCUGACGGUGCGGCGGCCCCUCCCCCACCGGCUCCCAAGAAGAAGCGUGUGGUGAAAAAGAAGGAGAUUCCGUUCGUCGCGACGAACAGUUCUCUCGAGAAGUCGGUUGUGGAGAACUACAAGGAGCUCGAGAGCCAGCUGCACGCUGCUGACAAGCUCGUUAUGGAUACUGAGGACCGCAAAAACGCACUCGAGGAGUACGUCUACGACAUGCGCGGCAAGCUCGAGGACCGCUAUGCCUCGUACGUCAAGGCUGAAGAGAAGGCCAAGCUCCUUGCCGGCCUUUCCGAGGCUGAGGAAUGGCUCUACACCGAAGAAGGUGAAGAGGCGACCAAGUCUGCGUACGUCGCGCGCCUCGACGCCCUCAAGGCCAUCGGCGACCCCAUCGUCUUCCGCUACCGUGAAGUCGACGAGCGCAAAAAGGCUGCCGCCAACCUCCGCGAGACGCUGGACAACUACAUGUCGCAGGCGACCUCUUCCGAGGAGAAGUACGCGCACAUCGAGGAGAAGGAUAAGCAGGCUGUUAUCGAAAAGGUCGCGACGAUCCGCAAGUGGCUCGAGGACCAGAGCGUACGCCAGGGCGAACGCGAGAAGAGUGCGGAUCCUGUCCUGACCAGCGCGGAGAUUGAGAAGAAGAGGGACGAGCUGAUCUAUUUCGCGAUCCCAAUUUUGACCAAGCCCAAGCCCAAGCCCGUCGUAACUCCUGGAGGCAGCGGCACACAAACGCCCAACCCCGAGUCGACACAGACACCCCCGCCCCCACCGCCCAAAGAGGAGGAGAGCGGCCCUUCGGAGAUGGACGUCGAUUAG
This is a messenger RNA of Psilocybe cubensis, 2370 nucleotides long. RefSeq lists its product as uncharacterized. The transcript is spliced from 5 exons. Bases 1 to 2370 code for a protein of 789 amino acids. The record is from RefSeq and is a predicted model, not a curated record. Gene Ontology annotation, molecular function: ATP binding; ATP-dependent protein folding chaperone. Gene Ontology annotation, biological process: protein folding. Gene Ontology annotation, cellular component: nucleus; cytosol. Lineage: Eukaryota; Fungi; Basidiomycota; Agaricomycetes; Agaricales; Agrocybaceae.